GAGCAAGAUGGCGGCCUCCAGAGGCGGAAAUGUAGGCAGCAGCUCCCGGGGUAAAACCGGCGGGGACGGUGGCUGGUUUGGGACACUCGCGGUCGGGGUGUCUCUCCUGAAAUGUCUCCUGAUACAGACCUAUCAUUCCACCGACUUUGAAGUUCACAGGAACUGGCUGGCGAUCACCCACAGUCUGCCCGUUUCCCGGUGGUACUAUGAGGCGACCUCUGAGUGGACGCUCGACUACCCUCCGUUCUUCGCGUGGUUUGAGUGUUUACUCUCCUACGUGGCCCGGUAUGCUGACCCGGAGAUGCUUAAGGUGCAGAACUUGAACUACGCGAGUCAAGCUACCGUCCUCUUCCAGAGGUUCUCCGUCAUCGUCAGCGACUUCCUCUUCAUCUACGCAGCCAAACAAUGCUGCGUUUGCGUGGACGGGAGGAGCGAUCGCAGAGACGUCCUGGAGAAGCCGCCGUUCGUUUUGGCCGCCCUGCUGCUCUGGAACUUCGGGCUGUUAAUCGUCGAUCACGUUCACUUCCAGUACAAUGGCUUCCUGUCCGGGAUCCUGCUCCUCUCCGUCGCGCGCAUGUUUCAAAAUCGCUACGCGGAAAGCGCCUUCCUUUUCGCCGUUCUUCUGAAUUUCAAGCACAUCUACCUCUACGUCGCCCCGGCGUACGGCAUUUAUCUGCUGCGGUGCUACUGCUUCACGGGGAAUAAUCCUGACGGCUCUUUACGCUGGAGAAGUCUCAGUCCCUCGCGUUUCCUCCUCCUGGCGCUUAUCGUCUCCUUCGUGUUCGCCGUUUCCUUUGGACCUUUUGCGUACAUGGGUCAAAUCCCUCAAGUUCUGUCCCGACUCUUCCCUUUUAAAAGAGGUCUUUGCCAUGCGUAUUGGGCUCCGAAUUUCUGGGCGUUGUACAACGUGGCAGACAAAGCGCUUUCUAUUAUCGGUGUGAGGUUUCAUCUGCUUGAUCCAUCCGAUAUCCGCGCCGGUUCCAUGACCGGGGGUCUGGUUCAGGAAUUUGAGCACAAUGUCCUCCCCUCCGUCACGCCGCUGGCAACGUUACUGUGCACCUUCAUCUCCAUACUGCCGGCCGUCUUCUGCUUGUGGUUUAACCCCCGGGGUCCGCGAGGCUUCCUCCGCUGCCUGGUUGUGUGCGCGCUCGGCUCUUUCAUGUUCGGUUGGCACGUGCACGAGAAAGCCAUCCUCUUGGCCGUACUUCCACUAAGCAUCUUGUCUGUGUUGAGUGUAAAGGAUGCUGGGAUAUUUCUGCUUUUGGCCACCACAGGACAUUACUCUCUCUUCCCCUUACUCUUUACAGCCCAAGAACUUCCAUUGAAGAUUUUGCUGAUGCUGAUCUUCACCGUGUUCAGCGGGUCCUUCCUGAAGUCCUUGUUCAGGAAGGAAGGUCCUCUCCUCACUUGGCCGGAGACGCUCUAUCUCUGUGGCUUGGUGCCCCUGGAGGUCUUCUGUGAGAUGCUCUUCCCGCUGACGCCGUGGGGGCUGCGGCUGCCGUUUCUGCCGCUGAUGCUGACCUCUGUGUAUUGCGCCCUGGGGGUCUCCUACGCCUGGAUCAGACUUUACAUUUCCGUCUUCGCCGCGCCUUCCCCCACCAGAAAGAAAAAUCUGUAGAAACUGCGACCGCCGCUGAUAUGGUUAUUUCUCACAACAACAAAAUCUGUAACCAAAAUUUAUUUUUAUACAGUUUUUCACAGAAGAA
Spea bombifrons (plains spadefoot toad) is the source of this 1706-nucleotide messenger RNA. It is a transcript of the gene ALG8, whose product is annotated as ALG8 alpha-1,3-glucosyltransferase. The transcript has 13 exons. The record is from RefSeq and is a predicted model, not a curated record. Bases 8 to 1618 code for a protein of 536 amino acids. Lineage: Eukaryota; Metazoa; Chordata; Amphibia; Anura; Pelobatidae. Gene Ontology annotation, molecular function: dolichyl pyrophosphate Glc1Man9GlcNAc2 alpha-1,3-glucosyltransferase activity. Gene Ontology annotation, cellular component: endoplasmic reticulum membrane. Gene Ontology annotation, biological process: protein N-linked glycosylation.